This is a messenger RNA of Thecamonas trahens ATCC 50062, 1986 nucleotides long. RefSeq names its product U3 snoRNP-associated protein Utp7. NCBI's taxonomy places the organism in Eukaryota, Apusomonadida, Apusomonadidae. Gene Ontology annotation, molecular function: protein binding. Bases 1 to 1887 code for a protein of 628 amino acids. The transcript has a single exon. The record is from RefSeq and is a predicted model, not a curated record. Gene Ontology annotation, cellular component: small-subunit processome; 90S preribosome; nucleolus. Gene Ontology annotation, biological process: maturation of SSU-rRNA from tricistronic rRNA transcript (SSU-rRNA, 5.8S rRNA, LSU-rRNA).
AUGGCCCGGCGCAAGCGCAAGGCAAGUCGGAGCACAGAGGACACGGCGAGCCACAAGGCUGUGGAGGACACGUCGUCACGCCCCUCCAAGCGGCACAGGCUGCUCGGCGGGCAGGAUGAUGGCCAGGAUGGCUCGCCGACAGAGCGGCGGCAGGGGGCGGGCGGGCGGCUCGGGGCGGGCGGCUGGGUUGUGGCUUCGGACGAUGACGAGAAGGAGGCCGCGCCUGCAUUUGCAUCGACAGCACGCCGCGGGAAGAACGGGGGAAAAAAGGCUCGCUCGCGUGAGAAGGUCGGCCCGCUCAAGCCGACGCGCAACGAGCUGCGAGCCAUGCGGCGCCAGUUUGACGACAAGGUAGCCGAGUACGAGCGCGGGCUGCGGCCGUCGAAAAAGGAGAUCAAGAGCGUGCAGGACGUGAAACAGCGUAUGGAGCUGCGGACCGGGGAGAAGAACCGUCGCAAGGCCGCCGAGGACGCUGCCGCCGCCGAGCUCCUGCUCCACACCCAAGAGUCGGGAUACCUCGAGGCCGAGGGCAUGGAGAAGACGUACAAGUUCAAGCAGGCUGACAUUGCCGGCGCUGUCGACCUCCAGUCGGCCGCCAAGCACUUUGACCUCGCCCUCGAGUACGGCUCGUACUCGAUUGACUACUCGCGCAACGGCAAGCACCUGCUCCUCGGCGGGCGGCGCGGACAUCUGGCGCUCAUGGACUGGUCGCGGGCCUCGCUCCUCUUUGAGAUGUUUGUGGAGGAGUCGAUCUACGAUGUCAAGAUCCUGCACAAUCACAUGUUCCUCGGCGUGGCGCAAAAGUCCAACCUCUUCAUCUACGACCACACCGGGCUCGAGCUCCACUGCCUUCGCGACCACCCGGGCGCGCGCCACCUCGAGUUCCUCCCCUACCACUUCCUGCUUGCCUCUGUUGGCGAGACCGGAAGGCUCCGCUACGUCGACAUUUCCACCGGUGAGGUCAUUGCCAACCACCGCGUGAAGAACGGCGCUGCGCGCGCCCUCACCGCCAACCCGCACAACGCCGUCAUGGCUGUCGGCACCGCCGCGGGCAUUGUCUCACACUGGGUGCCCAACACCGGCCUGCCUGUUGUCAAGAUGGUUACCCAUGCAGGGCCCGUCACCGGCAUCGCCUUCUCCUCUGACGGAAACGUGAUGGCGACCACCGGCAUGGACCGCACCGUCCGCGUGUGGGACAUGCGCAUGUACAAGGAGCUGCACACCCCGUACACCCUCAAGCGCCCCGCGUCGGCCAUCGACAUCUCGCAGCGUGGCAUGCUUGCCAUCGGCUUUGGCACCCACGUCGAUGUGUGGAAGGACGCGCUCCGCACCCGCGCCCAGCGGCCGUACCUCUCCUACGGCACCCGCGGCGCCGCUGUCUCGGACCUCGCCUUUGUCCCCUACGAAGACGUGCUUGGCCUCGGCUCGGCAAAGGGCGUGACGUCGCUCCUUGUGCCGGGCGCCGGCGAGCCCAACUUUGACUCGUACGUGGCAAACCCGUACGAGACGACCAAGCAGCGCCAGGAGGGCGAGGUCAAGCGCCUGCUCGACAAGAUCCCGGCCGACAUGAUCACCCUCGACAACUCGGUCAUCGGCGCUCUCGACGCCAACGCCGAAAACAAUGCUAUGGACAUCCUCCGCGAAAAGCACGAGUCCAUCCACGGCAAGGGUACGUGGAAGCCGCGUAACAAGGCCCGCGGCAAGAACAAGUCUUAUCGCAAGCUCCUCCGCAAGAAGGGCAACAUCCGCUCGCGCAAGAUGCUCCGAGUCAAGGCCUACCUCGAUGCCAAGAAGCGCGCCGCAGAAGAGCUCGACGCCAAGGGUGCCGGCGGCCAAGCCCCUCCGCCGGCUUCUCGCUCCUCCAUGUUCUCCCGCUUCAAAAAGUAGCCGCACCAGUUUCAUGCUCUUGCACUGCGCGUCUGACAUCAAAUUUGAGCCCGCCCUUGCCCACCUCCUACGCAGCUGCCGCUACCACCACCAUUAUCC